UCUCUUGCUCUGUAAACUUUGUUAGGGAAGCCAUGUGCGGGAUACUGGCUGUUUUAGGUUGCAGCGACACUUCCCAAAUCAAACGGUCCCGCGUCAUUGAGCUCUCUCGACGGUUGCGACAUCGGGGUCCUGAUUGGAGUGGAUUGCAUUGUUAUGAGAACUUUUAUCUUGCUCAUCAACGAUUAGCUAUUGUAGAUCCUACAUCUGGUGAUCAACCCUUGUACAAUGAAGAUAAAACAAUUGCUGUUACGGUUAAUGGGGAGAUUUACAACCAUGAGGCUUUGAGAGAAAAACUCAAGUCUCAUCAAUUCCGAACAGGCAGUGACUGCGAAGUGAUUGCCCAUCUUUAUGAGGAAUAUGGAGAAGACUUUGUUGACAUGCUGGAUGGCAUGUUUUCCUUCGUUCUUCUUGACACACGUGACAAAAGCUUCAUUGCUGCUCGGGAUGCCAUUGGUAUCACCCCACUCUACAUGGGUUGGGGUCGUGAUGGGUCGACCUGGUUUGCUUCAGAAAUGAAAGCUUUGAGUGAUGAUUGUGAACGCUUUAGAACUUUCCCCCCUGGCCAUAUUUAUUCAAGUAAAACUGGGGAUCUCAGAAGGUGGUUCAACCCACCCUGGUAUUCGGAACGUAUACCUGCGACUACCUAUGAUCCAUUGGUUUUGCGUGAAGCUUUUGAGAAGGCUGUGGUGAAGAGGCUCAUGACAGAUGUUCCAUUUGGAGUACUUUUAUCUGGAGGACUGGAUUCAUCCCUUGUUGCUUCUGUUGCUUCACGUCAUUUGGCAGAAACAAAAGUUGCUAAACAAUGGGGUUCUCAGUUGCACACGUUUUGUAUUGGUCUUAAGGGCUCCCCAGAUUUGAAAGCUGCUAGAGAGGUUGCGAACUAUCUUGGAACUCUCCAUCAUGAAUUUAACUUCACUGUGCAGGAGGGCCUAGAUGCACUUGAGGAAGUCAUUUAUCACAUUGAAACAUAUGAUGUGACAACCAUAAGAGCUAGUACUCCAAUGUUUCUUAUGUCCCGGAAAAUAAAGUCUUUGGGUGUUAAGAUGGUCAUUUCUGGUGAGGGCUCAGAUGAAAUUUUUGGAGGUUACUUGUAUUUUCACAAAGCUCCAAACAAGGAGGAGUUUCACCAAGAAACAUGCCGGAAGGUUAAAGCUCUUCAUCUUUAUGAUUGCCUUCGGGCUAACAAAGCAACCUCAGCAUGGGGUGUGGAGGCUCGCGUACCCUUCUUGGAUAAAAAUCUCAUCAAUAUUGCAAUGGACAUAGACCCAGAGUGGAAGAUGGUACGACCUGAUCAAGGACGAAUUGAGAAAUGGAUACUCCGGAAUGCCUUUGAUGACCCUCAGAAACCCUAUCUCCCAAAGCACAUCUUAUAUAGACAGAAGGAGCAAUUCAGUGAUGGCGUGGGUUACAGCUGGAUUGAUGGUUUGAAAGACCACGCUUCCAGACAUGUAUCAGAUGCGAUGUUGGCACAGGUAAUUAACAUAUUUCCUGAAAAUACCCCCACUACAAAGGAGGCGUAUUAUUACAGGGCGAUCUUUGAGAAAUUCUUCCCUAAGGUGUCGCAAUGCUUACCCUCUGUUGCAAAGAGAUGCCUUACCAUCCCUUCUGUAUGUCUGUUUGGAGAGACAGAACUCUGCACAGCUGACUGUACCCGGAGGACCAAGCGUGGCAUGCAGUACUGCCAAGGCAUUGGAAUGGGAUGCUGCAUGGUCCAAAAACCCUGACCCUUCAGGCAGAGCGGCCCUUGGUGUCCAUGCUGCCGCAUAUGAUGAAGAACCCUCAGUCACAGUGACUCCUAUUGGUGCAAACACCAAAUUUGCCGGGAAAGCCAUGAUUGAUUUGUCUCCAAAUUUAGCAGAUGGCAUCAUCAAAGCAGUUGUUUGAGUUAUCUGGCUGACUUCCUCUAGUUUAGCAGCUCCGUGGGUGUGUGUGUUUUACAGAGAGAGGAGGUAGGCUUGUUCUUGAGGGCUAGUUUUGGUUGCUGUCAUGAUCGAGAAGUCCAGGGAGGAAUUAAUGUUCACGUUAAUUUAUUUGUUGUUUUGGACUAGAAUUUAACGAGGAUUACAAUAGAAUUGGUGAAGCUCGAUCUCCUUCAUUGAGAUUGAGUUGGUGAAACUUGAUGAA
Molecule: messenger RNA, 2124 nt
Organism: Amborella trichopoda
Lineage: Eukaryota; Viridiplantae; Streptophyta; Magnoliopsida; Amborellales; Amborellaceae
Product: asparagine synthetase [glutamine-hydrolyzing] 2
Cellular component (GO): cytosol
Molecular function (GO): asparagine synthase (glutamine-hydrolyzing) activity
Source: RefSeq, a predicted model, not a curated record